AUGUUAAUUCAAAGAGUGAAUUUGUUUAAAAAAGUUUGGAAACUCCAGAGCUUUAGGUGUUUGUCUACAAAAGCCCAGGAAGUAGACAAUGUGGGUCCUAUAGUAUUCCAGAAACUUGGUGGAGAAGAUAAAGGCAUUGCAAUAUACGGUAUAAACAGUCCCGAAAAUAAAAACGCUCUCAGUUUUGACCUUAUUAAAUGUAUGAAGGAAAUCAAUCAAAUUAUAAAAGAAGAUAUGAAGAUCUCUGUUGUGAUAUUACACAGUUUGGUUCCUGGGAUAUUUUGUGCUGGUGCAAAUCUAAAAGAAAGGUUCCAGAUGAAUGAAGAAGAGGUGGCUGUGUUUGUUAGAGGAUUAAGAAAUACUUUUAUUGAAAUAGAGGAUCUCCCGAUGCCAACAAUAGCUGCCAUAGACGGUGUAGCUGUUGGUGGGGGUCUGGAGCUGGCUCUAGCAUGUGAUAUUAGGGUUGCAGCGGAUACUGCUAAGUUGGGACUCGUAGAGACUGGGCGGGGGCUCAUCCCUGGGGCUGGGGGCACCCAGAGACUGCCGAGAGCUAUACAUCCUAACAUAGCAAAGGAACUAAUAUUUACAUCAAGAAUUGUUAAGGGAUCAGAAGCCAAAGAGCUGGGCAUAGUUAACCAUGUGGUCCCACAGAAUAGUAGUAAAAAUGCUGCUUAUGACAAAGCAAUCGGAAUAGCAAGAGAGAUCAUAUUGAAUGCUCCCAUCGCCCUGAGGUGUGCAAAACAAGCUAUUAAUGAAGGGGUCCAGUUGAGCAUCAAGGAUGGGUAUGAAGUGGAACAGAAAUAUUAUGAGAAGAACAUUCCUACCAAGGACAGACAGGAAGGAAUGCUGUCCUUCAUGGAGAAGAGGAAACCUCAGUACCGGGGACACUGA
This is a messenger RNA of Danaus chrysippus (African queen), 891 nucleotides long. NCBI's taxonomy places the organism in Eukaryota, Metazoa, Arthropoda, Insecta, Lepidoptera, Nymphalidae. The record is from the annotation of a GenBank genome assembly.